AUGGCAGAAAACCAUGUGCAACCACCACAGAGGACACUGGGAGAUUACAUGAAUCCUGCUGUCAUUCCACCCAUUGGAAGUGUGGUUCGACCUACAGUAGAGUCCAAUAAUUUCGAAUUGAAGCCUGCACUGGUACAUUUGGUGCAGAAAGAACAGUUUGCUGGAACAAGUGCAGAGGAUCCAUACUUGCACAUUGAAAAUUUCUUGCUGUUAAGUGACACUGUGAAGAUUAAUGAAGUGUCCAGAGAUGCCAUUCUUUUGAGGCUUUUUACUCAUUCACUGAAGGAUGAUGCCAGGAGAUGGCUACAGUCACUACCACAAGGAAGUAUUACAACUUGGGAUGACCUGCAGACCAAGUUUUUGGCCAGAUUCUUUUCAGCAUCCAAGAGGGCAAAGUUGAAGGAUGAGAUUAUAGGGUUCAAGAAGAAAGAAUUAGAGUCUAUCUAUGAGGCCUGGGAGAGGUUCAAGACACUCUUGAGGAAAUCUGGUGGUUCAUUGACAACCAAGACUCCUCAGGAAGCCCUGGACAUCUUUGAGUCCUUAGCAUCUCAGGAGUUUGACAAUGCUCCAGUGAAUGAGAGAAGAAUGGGAAUUAUUAAAUUGGAUGGCUAUGAUGCUUUAUUAGCUAAGAAUGACCAGAUGCAGCAAGUGCAGAAACAACAACAACAACAAAUUGAUUCUCUCACUAAGCAGCUUUCUUCUCAUAAGGUUGCUUCUGUGGACACUAAUUCUGUGAGUGCCAGUUGUGAGAAAAGCCAUGUUACAGAUGAUUGUGAUUGUGGGAGACCUGCUGAACAAGCAGAAGUUAAUGGAGUGUGGUAUGACCAUAACAACCAGAGCAAUUACAACAACCAGGGGCGAAAUAUAAACCAGGAAGCAUCCAUCCAGAAUUUGGAGACACAGAUUGGUCAGUUGUCUAGGCAGAUAGCUGAGAGGCCACAGGGAAAAUUCCCUGGUGAUACUAUGGUGAAUCCAAAGGAGCACUGCAAGUCCAUAAUUACAAGAAGUGGGCUUGUGCUCCAACCGGUGAACAAGAAAGUGGAUGAGAAGAAAGUGGGAGAAAAGAAAAGUGAGGAGGAAGUUAUUGUCGAAGACGUUGUAGUUGAAAAUGAUAAAGAAGAGGAAGUUGAGGAAAAGAAGAAGGAAGAAGAGGUAGUGGUUGAAAAGAGUUCUUCACCUAAGAAGUUGAUGAAGUGGGAGAAGAAGAAGAUGGCUGACAAGCAGGACCAGCCAAUUAACCUAUCUUUUUAUGCUAAAGUGCCUUAUCCUCAACGGUUGAAGCAGGAAAUCCAGAAGCAGCACUAUGCAAGGUUUCUGGAUAUUUUUAAGAAGUUACAGAUUAACAUUCCAUUUGUUGAGGCCUGGAGAACAUGCCUCAUUAUGCCAAAUUUAUGA
Molecule: messenger RNA, 1395 nt
Organism: Gastrolobium bilobum
Lineage: Eukaryota; Viridiplantae; Streptophyta; Magnoliopsida; Fabales; Fabaceae
Exons: 3
Coding region: 1-1395 (464 amino acids)
Source: RefSeq, a predicted model, not a curated record